GUGUUUAAAUCAAUGGGAUGUCUUUGGCGUGCCUCAAAAUCACGACUGGUUUCCAAAAUUCGAGCAACAAAGAAAAAGGAGCAGAGACUUAAGCUGAAACCAGAUAACAUACCAUCUUUGGCAGCUUGGAAAAGAUUUAUAAAGAUAAAAACAAGCCCAUCAUUUAAGGCCAUAAGUGAUAAGUUUAAAGCCAUGAGGCGCAAACAAAUGCCACAUACUUGUAGUCGUAAAGGAAUGGUUCGACUGGCUGUUGAUAUGAAAAGAGCUAGUGCUGAUCCAUCAACUGUAUCAAGAGUUAAAGUUUGGAUCAAAGGUCACACUAAAAAGGAUGGUACAGCAGUGAAUUCAACUGUUGGUGAAACCAUUGAUAAGCUGAAAGAAAUUGAAAGUGAUACGCCUUCAUCCUCAUCAACUAAUAUAAGAGAAGAUGCUCUUUCUCAAGUAUUGGGAAAAGAUAAACCUGGACAACUGAGAGGAAUGGGAAGGGGAGCUACUAUAAGUAAAAUAUCUUUUUUACAAGCAAGAGAUAAGCACGUGGUUCAACUAAAAGAGGAAAAUGUUGAGUUUCGAAGUAGGAUACAACACUUGGAGAAUCUCGUCCAAAAAUUAGUUGCAGUCCAUGGGAAUGAGGAAGCUGAUCAUGAUCCUGGAGUUGAUAAGACAAGUCAUUUGGGCAUACGUCCUAAACUCCAUGGUAAGUGCAACCUUUUAGAUUGGUGUGGAAAAGAUGAGGUUGUAGCUGAAGGACACUUGUGCUCUAGUGACCCAAAAGGGCUUGUUAAUAAUGCUCCUCUUGGACCUAAUGCAAUGGAAGUGAUGGUCGACAUUACAAAUAAACCAGAUGCUUUUCUUUGGAGACCUACAUCUAAUAUGUUAUGCAUGAAACAAGCUGUUGGUAAGACAAUUGCAUGGCCAGCUGAUAAGGUGGUGAGGCAGAUUACUCAAAAUUCUGAAAAUGAAGAUAAUACCUCCUUAAAUAUGGAUACAAAUAUUAGCCAUAUCAGGUGUAAGAUAUUCAAUUGGACUGGAAAAGAUGAAAUUGUUGCUCAAGGUCAUUGGAUUUCUAGUGAUCCAAAAAUGAUUGUUAACGGUAUUCCACUCGGACCUAAAGCCAUGAUUGUUUGGAUUGAUGACAUUAUAAGUCCUGAAUGUUUUUUGUGGAGACCUACACUAGACAUGACAUCCAUCAAAGAUGUUAGGGGAACCAAAAUAGCAUGGCCUAGUGAUAAGGUUGUAUUAGAAAAUAUCUCUAAUCACAAUUUGCAGUCUGCAAACAAAUCAUCAUCUUCUCAGAGUAUAAGCAAUUCAAAGAAAAAGUGCAACUUGUUAGAUAUCAGUGGCUCAGGAAAGAUAGUUGCUGAAGGACAUUGGUCAUCAAGUGAUCCAAAUCAACUUGUUCACUUUGUCCCUUUAGGUCCUAAUGCAAUGAGGGUGUGGGUUGAUAUGCCUAGGAUCCCUGAUGCAGUUCUUUGGAGGCCAACAUCUGAGUUGGAGUGUAUUGAAGAUGCGGUUGGUACUACAAUAGCUUGGCCAUCAAACAAAGUUGUUAUGCUUUAAUAUGCUG
Molecule: messenger RNA, 1564 nt
Organism: Cuscuta epithymum
Lineage: Eukaryota; Viridiplantae; Streptophyta; Magnoliopsida; Solanales; Convolvulaceae
Source: the annotation of a GenBank genome assembly